Messenger RNA from Sciurus carolinensis (gray squirrel), 5036 nucleotides. It is a transcript of the gene Sh3bp4, whose product is annotated as SH3 domain binding protein 4. The transcript is spliced from 6 exons. NCBI's taxonomy places the organism in Eukaryota, Metazoa, Chordata, Mammalia, Rodentia, Sciuridae. The record is from RefSeq and is a predicted model, not a curated record. Gene Ontology annotation, molecular function: protein binding. Gene Ontology annotation, cellular component: cytoplasm. Bases 496 to 3387 code for a protein of 963 amino acids.
CCCCGCCCCGCUCGGGCCACCCCUUCGCCCGCGGGGCGGGGACCGAGCGCUCCGGGCUCUCGCGGCGGUCCGGGCCCCUCGCCGCCUCUCCGCCGCCGCGGUGCUUCCCGGAGCCGCGCGCGCCCCCGGCCGGGUGAGCCGCUGGACGACCAGAGCGCCGCAGGAGCCCGCGGGGACGCCAUGCGAGCCAGAGCUGAAGAAGAGGAGCUGGCGGGCAGCUCUGUGGCUUGUGCAGACUCCACAGGACGGGGACCUGGGCUCCCGAACCCCAGCCGGCCAGAGCCUGCUCUGCCCGCUGCUCCUGUGGCCACGGGUGGGACAGGUGGUGGUUCCGGCUGCCUGUUCACUCGAACCUUCCCCUGUGCUGGGAAGAAGCACACUGCCGAGCCGCUGCUGCCGCGCAGCGUGGUUGCUUGAAACGGAAGCAUCGCUGCUGCUCCAAGAAGCAGAGGAAGAGACAUGCACCCUUAGUGGCCCCCAGGCCAGGGUUUCCAGAUGGCGGCCCAGCGGAUCCGAGCGGCCAACUCCAGCGGCCUCCCUCGGUGCAAGUCAGAGGGGACCCUGAUCGACCUGAGCGAGGGGUUCUCAGAGACCAGCUUUAAUGAUGUCAAAGUGCCUUCUCCCAGUGCCUUGCUGGUUGAUACCCCCACACCUUUUGGAAACGCAAAGGAAGUGAUCGCCAUCAGGGACUACUGCCCCACCAACUUCACCACCUUGAAGUUCUCCAAGGGCGACCACCUCUAUGUGCUGGACACGUCGGGCGGGGAGUGGUGGUACGCACACAACACCACCGAGAUGGGCUACAUCCCCUCGUCCUACGUGCAGCCCUUGAACUACCGCAACUCCACCCUGAGCGACAGCGGCAUGAUCGACAAUCUCCCCGACAGCCCAGACGAGGUAGCCAAGGAGCUGGAUCUGCUCGGGGGGUGGACGGAUGACCAGAAAGGAUCCAGCAAGGCGCACAGUAAUAACCCUUUCUGGAGCGGGGUCCAGACAAACCCGUUUCUGAAUGGGAACACGCCAGCGAUGCCCAGCCUGGAUGAGCUGAAUCCCAGAAGCACGGUGGACCUGCUGCUUUUUGACACCGGCACGUCCUCGUUCACUGAGUCCAGCUCAGCAACCACAAACAGCACCGGCAACAUCUUUGACGAGCUCCCGACCACCAAUGGACUCCACACGGAGCAGCCGGCCAAACGGGACAACCCCUUCUUCAGAAGCAAGCGUUCCUACAGCCUGUCGGAGCUCUCGGUCCUGCAGGCCAAGUCGGACGCGCCCGCCACCUCGAGUUUUUUCACAGGUUUGAAAUCACCCGCUCCCGAGCAGUUUCAGAGCCGGGAGGACUUUCGAACUGCCUGGCUGAACCACCGGAAGCUGGCCCGGUCUUGCCAUGACUUGGAUCUGCUCGGCCAGAGCCCAGGCUGGGGCCAGACCCAGGCCGUGGAGACGAACAUCGUGUGUAAGCUGGAUAGUUCCGGGGGCGCCGUGCAGCUCCCAGACACCAGCAUCAGCAUCCACGUGCCCCAGGGCCAUGUCGCCCCCGGGGAGACACAGCAGAUCUCCAUGAAAGCCCUGCUGGACCCCCCGCUGGAGCUCAACAGCGACAGGUCCAGCAGCGUCAGCCCCGUGCUGGAGGUCAAGCUCAGCAACCUGGAAGUGAACACCUUCCUCGUCCUGGAGAUGAAGGUUUCUGCCGAGGUGAAGAACGACAUUUUUAGCAAAAGCACGGUGGGCCUCCAGUGUCUGAGGAGCGACUUGAAGGAAGGGCCGUACCUGCCCAUCCCACUCACCUACAGCUACGGGGACACCGUCCAGGUGCAGCUGGACAACCUGGAGCCCUGCAUGUACCUGGCCAUUGUGGCCCACGGCCCGAACAUUCUCUACCCUUCCACCGUGUGGGACUUCAUCAACAAGAAGGUCACCGUGGGUCUCUACGGUCCCAAACACAUCCACCCCUCCUUCAAGACGGUAGUGACCAUUUUCGGCCAUGACUGCGCUCCCAAGACGCUCCUGGUGAGCGAGGUCACACGGCAGGCGCCUGGCCCAGCCCCCGUGGCCCUGCACCUGUGGGGGAAGCACCAGUUCCUCCUGUCCAGGCCCCAGGAUCUCCAGGUCUGUAUGUUUUCCAACAUGACCAACUACGAGGUCAAGGCCAGCGAGCAGGCCAGGGUGGUGAGAGGGUUCCAGGUGAAGCUGGGCAAGGUGAGCCGCCUCAUCUUCCCCAUCACCUGCCAGAGCCCCAGCGAGCUCUCCGACUUCACUCUGCGGGUGCAGGUGAAGGAUGACCAGGAGGCCAUCCUGACCCAGUUCUGCAUCCAGACGCCACAGCCGCCCCCCAAGAGUGCCAUCAAGCCUUCCGGGCAGAGGAGAUUCCUCAAGAAGAACGAGGUCGGGAAGAUCAUCCUGUCCCCGUUUGCCACCACCACCAAGUACCCGACGUUUCAGGACCGGCCGGUGUCCAGCCUCAAGCUCGGCAAGCUACUCAAGACGGUGGUGCGUCAGAACAAGAACCACUACCUGCUGGAGUACAAGAAGGGGGACACGGUGGCUCUGCUGAGCGAGGAGCGCAUCCGCCUGAAGGGGCAGCUGUGGACCAAGGAGUGGUACAUCGGCUACUACCAGGGCAAGGUGGGCCUGGUGCACGCCAGGAACGUGCUGGUGGUCGGGAGGGCCAGGCCGGGCCUGCUGCCGGGCCCCGAGCUGAGCACCUCGGUGCUGCUGGAGCAGAUCCUCCGGCCCUGCAAGUUCCUCACCUACAUCUACGCCUCGGUGCGGACGCUGCUCAUGGAGAACAUCAGCAGCUGGCGCUCCUUCGCCGACGCCCUGGGCUACGGCAGCCUGCCUCUCUCCUCCUUCUGCCGGGCGGAGCUGGACAGCGAGCCCGAGCGCGUGGCCUGUGUGCUGGAAAAGCUGAAGGAGGACUGCAACAACCCUGAGAACAAGGACCGGAAGUCCUUCCAGAAGGAGCUGGUGAUGGCCUUACUGAAAAUGGACUGCCAGGGCCUGGUGGUCAGGCUCAUCCAGGACUUUGUGCUCCUGACCACAGCCGUGGAGGUGGCGCAGCGCUGGCGGGAGCUGGCUGAGAAGCUGGCCAAGGUCUCCAGGCAGCAGAUGGACGCGUACGAGUCUCCGCACCGCGACAGGAACGGGGUGGUGGACAGCGAGGCCAUGUGGAAACCCGCCUACGACUUCUUGCUCACCUGGAGCCACCAGAUUGGGGACAGCUACCGGGACGUCAUCCAGGAACUGCACAUAGGCCUGGACAAGAUGAAAAACCCCAUCACCAAGCGCUGGAAGCACCUCACGGGGACUCUGAUCUUGGUGAACUCACUGGACAUCCUGCGGGCAGCCGCCUUCAGCCCCGCCGACCAUGACGACCUGGUGAUCUGAACAGGUGCUGUGAGCAGGAUCCCCGUGCUGUCCCCAGGACUGUGGGAGAUCGGGGAGGCCACCCACGAAGGGGUCCCAUCCAGCCGCACACCAGGGACCGCAGCGUGUGAGGCGGGAACAGCAGGGGGCUGUCCACUGCAGGAUGUUGCCAAUCAAAUAGCUUUCUAUUUGUUUAAGUAUAAGUUAAAUUUAAAAUCACUUUUUUAAAAGCAGUGUCCCGGGGGAGGCUGGGACACGAGAAAGUUGGUAUCUAAUUUUUUAAUGGACUAUAAAGAUUUUAGAAAUCAUAGUAGGGGCAGAGGCCGUUGAGGUUUUUAUGUUGUUGAAACACUUUUUAAAUUAUGUCACAGAUGUACAUAGUAUUUAAAGGCCGUGGGUGCUCCUGCUUCCCAGCCUGCGUUUCACACCCAGCAGGGAAGGAGGGAGGGCUCUGUCGGGUGUGGCACCUUCUCAGCCCUGCGCACAGCGGGCGAAUCGGGCAGGCUGGGUCUCCAUCUGUGCCCACCUGCCUGCGGCCACUCCGCCCACCUGCCUCCUGCCCUCUGCCUUGGCCUCCUGCUGGACUCGGCAACCGUCCACAGAGCACGAGUCUUCCGUGAGCUUCCAGGGGCGCUUCUGCCCCACGGUAGCUGCAGGUGCCUGGCGGUGUGACUGCCAGUAGGUUAGUCUACCUGGAAGGCGGCGUUCCCGGGUCCGCUGCCCGUGUGCGGUUAGUCAUGUGAAAGGAAGGUGCCACUCGGGUGAGGAGGUCCUGCAGUUCUGUCCAUCGCCUGGUGUCUCCCUUGGGCGCGGGGGUGCUCUGUAGCCCCUGGGUAGAGAGAAAGCCUCACCCCCACCAGAGCCGGGAGGCCCCCGACUUCCUGCACCCACUGCAGAGAUUUGGGUGGCCUCCCAAGCGGUGCUGCACCCAUGGGUGCAGAGGUGACGGCCCCCAGACUCUGCAUUUCAUUGUGUCUAAGUCGAACACUUCUCCCCCGCCGGUGCCCCACCCGGCUGAGGUGAACUGUGUAGGUAAACAGUUGGGCACAAGGUGAAGACCCAUCUGAGCGGGUGGAGCGUUUCCCACCUGCAGCCAGGAGCUUGGCUGCCGAGCUCGGGUCGCGCCGGGUUGAAUCCCACCGUCGCCCCGUAGCUGCAGCCUCCUGGAAGGGGCGAGAGACGGGACUCCUGCCGGUGGCUUGCGGAGUGAGGGCCCCAGAGAGGAGCUGUGUCUGCUGCAGGGCAUCGGCCUUCGGUGCCGAGCUCACGGUUUCCUGAAACAUGAAAAUGACUUAGGUAACCACCGUGUAGUCCCUGUCCCGCAUCGCCACGCAGCCGCUGAUCAGGGCACUGAAGACCAACCGACAGAAACGAGCAGGACAUCAGCCCCCGUCGCUCAGAGUGACCCGACGCUCUGCCUCUCCGCUCCUCUCCUUCACACGCCCAGAGAUCACCUCACCUUUUCCCCAAAGAAGAACCAGUUGCACCUUAAACCAUGGAUGUUUCUCCUCAGGGGCUUUAAAUAGUUUCCUAUGCAACGUGUCUUGUAGCACAAAUUAAAUUCUACAAAAGUUGCAGUAAAUUUUAUCUGGCUAUUUUAACCCGUUAGUGUGUGCGUUUUUUUCUGUACCCCGUUGAACUUCAAAUAAAACAGAAGCAAAACCUAGUGU